Molecule: messenger RNA, 2556 nt
Organism: Caenorhabditis angaria
Lineage: Eukaryota; Metazoa; Nematoda; Chromadorea; Rhabditida; Rhabditidae
Source: the annotation of a GenBank genome assembly
AUGGAAAUACAAAAUCCUUUUCAAAUUGCAUGGGAUAAAAAUGCGUCCCAAUCAUUUCCAGAAUAUUUUUUUGCAAAAAUUCCAAAUCAUGGAAGCAAUUUGGCGAUUGUGAGUUUCAUUUAACUUUCUAAUUUUCUAAUUAAAUCUCAUAAUAACAUAUUUUCCAGGUUGAUGUGGAUACUGGAAAACAGUGGAGAUAUUCAGAAUUACGAAACUGGUGUGAAAUGUGUACGAAUCGUUUGAAAGAAUUACAAGUUACAACAAAUAGCCGAGUAGCGAUUAUUACUGGAACUACUGGUCAAUCAAUUUUUGUACAUCUUGCUUGUUCAAUUAUUGGUUGUAGUGCGGUAGCAGUAAAUGGUUGGAGUAAUGUUGAUGAAAUUUGGACAUUGGUUGAUUUGUCCGAAUCAACACAUCUUAUAGUGGAAUCACAAUUCAUGCAGAAGGUAAUUACUUUUAACAUUAUCCAGAAAAAAAAAUGAAUAAAUUCUUAUAGGCUGAUGAUGUUCGCAGAAAAGCGCAGAUGAGAGGAGGUGGAAGAAUCAAACAUGUCAGACUUAUCGAAGAUGUUUUAACUUCAGAGAGAAUUAAUGUAGAUGGAAAUAGAAAACGAUCAAUUGAUGUCAAACAAAAGUCAGUUCAAAGAUCUUGAAAACAUUGCAUUUUAUUAAAUUCUGUUACAGACCUCCACUUGUUAAAGAAUUGUCCUCUGCAAAAAUGUGAGUGUGAUAUUUAAAAGAAAUUGUGGGAUUUUUAAAGCGAAUAUUUUUAAUGGAUUUCAUAACUGUUUUUUUUAAAUUUCAAAAACAAAAAAAUCGUCGAUUCAAUAAUAUUAAAAUAUUUCAAAAUUAAAACUAGCACAUUACAUAGAACAUCAUGAAAUAUCAUAAUAAUGUCAAGAAAUCUAUUUAUUAUGUUCAAAAUCACUGCUUACCUACAGUUCAAAAUAUAUUCAUGUUUAGAAAUGUCGCAUCUACACUACCCGAAGAUGUAUCUGAGCUAGUCUCUCCAAUUUCGGAAAUGUCAGUUGGAACAAAAGAUUUAAAUGGAGAUGCAGAUGGUAAUUCGCAAGAUCAAGAUGAAGCUCAAACACCAAUUCAACCACCAACUGGAACAAAUCCAUUUUUAAUUUUAUUCACAAGUGGAACAACUGGUCUCUCAAAAGCCGCUGAAUUAUCACACCGUUCACUAAUAAUCAAUAUUCAACAAAUAAGCGUCUCACUGUUUGGGCCAGUUCAAGCAAAAGAGAAAUUCUUACUUCCACUUUCUACUGCACAUAUUUUUGGCGUUAUUUCUGCUUAUUAUGCGCUUAUCAAUGGCGCAACUUUGUAUCUUUUGUCAAAACAAUCAAAUCGAUUGUUUAUGGAAACUCUUGUUAAUAAUCAAGUAAGUUUCAUUUCGAAGUUAGACAAUUCGUUAGAUUUGAACAAUAAUUUUAAUAGAUAAAUGUAAUGCACAUCACUCCGGCAAUUGUUCAUUGGCUGGCUACAGAUCCAAUUGUUGAAGAAUAUCGAGCUCCACAACUUCGUAGUGUUUUAUGUGCCGGAGCCCCAAUUGAUUCAAAUUUAGCAAAUAUUGUGAAACAGAAACUUGCAAUCAAAGACUUCCGACAAUGUAAGUCAAGAAGCACAAAAACCAAAUAAAUUAUAAUUGUUUUCCAGGUUUUGGAAUGACCGAACUUGGUGGAAUUUGCACAAUGAGCCCAUACCUUGAUGAUAAAAUUGAAUCGGUUGGAAAUCCACUUCCUGGUAUGCUUUUCAAAGUGGUAAACUGGGAGACUAAACAAUUAUGCGCUCCAAGACAACCGGGGCAAAUUGUGGUUCUUGGCCCGCAAGUUAUGCCAAGUUAUUAUAAAAAUCCAAAGUCUACUUCAGAAUUGCUAGAUGCUUCUGGUUUUGUUAGAACAGGUAUUUGAAAAAAAAAUCAAUAAAAAAAGGAAAAAUUAAUUUAGGAGAUGCUGGUUUUUAUGAUGAAGUUGGACGAAUUUAUGUGCUAGAUAGAAUAAAAGAUAUUAUUAAAUGUAAAGGAACAUUGGUGAGUGUUUUCUUUUUCUUUUGAAAAUAAUAUGUUUUAAUUUUGUAGAUUUGCCCUUCGGAAGUUGAAUUGAUAUUGCGUGCACAUCCAGGUAUCGAUGAUUGUGCAGUAGUUGGAAGACAAGAUCAUGUGACCGGCGAGGUCCCGGCUGCAUUCGUAGUUAAAAAUUCGAAUAGUCCUCUUCUUGCUUCGGCUGAAGUUCGUCAAUAUGUAUCGGGAAAAAUUGCUAGUUUCAAAGAGCUUCGUGGUGGUGUCUUCUUUAUUUCGGAAAUUCCAAGAAGUAUUUGCGGAAAAAUUUCGAGAAAAAAUUUGCGGCAAUUCUGGGAUCGUGAACGAACUAAUUCCAAGGUUCUCAAUUAUUUCCAAGAGAAAAAUCAAACAAGUUUAUUUUAGGUUGACAACUUGACGAAAGACACGAAAAGUGCAGCGGCGGCUUCAAAAGCAACACCAGUCAAAAAAGUGAAUGGCAACGCAGCUGGUAACCGUCGUCCGCCAUCAGCUGGUAGACCACCCAAAAAAUGA